Molecule: messenger RNA, 2374 nt
Organism: Umbelopsis ramanniana AG
Lineage: Eukaryota; Fungi; Mucoromycota; Umbelopsidomycetes; Umbelopsidales; Umbelopsidaceae
Exons: 11
Coding region: 242-2329 (695 amino acids)
Biological process (GO): protein localization to phagophore assembly site; autophagosome assembly; piecemeal microautophagy of the nucleus
Cellular component (GO): phagophore assembly site; extrinsic component of membrane; cytosol
Source: RefSeq, a predicted model, not a curated record
CUAUCUUCAUUUAGACCCUCCCACUCACAAUACCCCACAUAUACUAUACCUGGCGUCCACCACCCAUUUUCCUUCUCUUACCUACACAUCUUUUCUGAUCCUCUUAGAGGUCAGUUGCAUGGAUUUCCAUCCUCUUGUUGUGUCGAGUAGGAGUUUCUAUUGUUUGGACACUUGGCAAAAAAUAUAGCGCAACCAAACCCAAACUUCACCUCGAAAGACUAUAAAUUGGCACACCACCUCAAUGUACUCAAAAGACUGUCAGACUUCCUCCCCGAAUAAUCCAUCUUUCUAUCGCCAAAGACGUACUAACAAUAACGAUAAUACACACCGACAUCAGGAAGCACAGUCAACGUCGACCAAUACCAGCAGAAAUGACAGGAAGCAAGAUUAUAUCGUGCAGAAUUUUUAUUCCAAGGUUGCACAGAUUGUGAUUCAAAGUAGAAUAAGUCUUGAAAAGUCGGUGAUCAGACAAUCUUCUCAAAAAUAUUCAUCCUCUCCAUACUCUGUGACUGACAAGGAUGCAGUGCGCAAAAGGGUCAAUGGUUGGUUUAAUCUCAUAACCACAGAUAUUGAUGGUUUAAAAGAUGAACUUAAAUAUUGGAGGCACCAAAUUGCCAAAGUAGCUGACCGUACGCCAUACCCUAUGAUUAUUGAUAUCUUUCUGGACACCUCAAAAAUGGCAGAUGAUAUGACACUAAUGUUUGUAAACAACAGAGGGAUCCAUCGACCAGUCAACACCAUCGGUACGCAUGGAGGCAAAAUUCAUAGUGUGCUUCUCGAAUCUUGGAUACUACAGUUGAAAAGUACCUUGACUUCCGACACUGUCGAUUUACCAAACUUGUACAAAAAAUCAAUCAUCUUUUUCCGAUCUCUUCACUCGUUUGUUCGCUUACUACCAACAUAUCAACUUCGUGAUCGUUUAAAGGUAUCAGAUAGCGGACUGACGCUUGGUUAUCGUCUGCGCAAAAACAAUGUACAACGAUUUGAUGAAAUUUCAUACGAUACCCCUUUGACCAAUAUGGCCAGUAGUGAAUCAGAGUACUUUGAGUUCGCUGAUAUUCUAACACCAAUAGGGGCACUGAAUUUGUGCGUUCGACAUAGAAAAGAAUGUGCAUUUUAUGCCAAGCCCGUGGUUAGAGACAUAGCCACCCUUGAAACCGCAAUAGAAGACUGGCAAGUCUCAAAACAAGCUCGAAGAGGAUAUGUGAAGACCGAUGAACCAGAUUGGCCUCUGCCAUCUUUUGUGCCUUCCAUUAAUUCGCAAAGAUACUCGUCAUCUCCCACCAGCUCCAUCUCAUCGUCAUUCUCUUACGAGGAGAGCUCGACAACCACCAGCCUAAGCUACAGACGACCAUCUACUCCCAUCGUCUCACCUUUCAAGUCCAAGUCAUUAUCAUCGUCAUACGGUACAGGAUCACCGCAAAUGAAAUUAAUGGACCCGUACCAUGCAGCCGAUCCUACUGUUCAUAAAACGUUCUCUUCUAGCUUUGAGAGGUACUACAAUAACAAGACUGGUAAUCGCGAAGAUGACGACAAUACUAGUCUUUCGGGUAAAAGAGAAUCUAGGGUUAGUCUCUUGAGCAUUGAGUCAAAUCCUAAUAACUCGGCAACGAUAUAUUCUGAUGAUGAUGAUCUAAGUCAAUUCAUGGGAAUUGUAGAUAGGAAACAUGAUUUGAAAAUGUUCAGGAGAACUUCACUUAGGUCACCGAGUGGCUAUGAAGACGGAGAUCAAGACGCAUGCUCUGAAAGUGGAUCUCUUGGAAAAUCAAAGGCUGCGUUGUCUCGAUUUCAAUAUAUGAAGAGCUCACACAUGUCUUUAUCUGAAUCGCUGUCGUCCAGCAACACGUCCAGUCGACCGUUAUCCACUACUCAAAGCACUACAGAGAAUAACCUUACUGCGUCCAUCUCUUCCAUGUCUUCAAUUCAAAGUAGAGAACAGUCGCUGAGUAGCUCUGGAGCAAGCCAUAAUUUUGGUACAGAUGCCAAAUUGCCUACGCCAACCCGAACGCAAACCGAAGCAAAAAGAGCAUCAUUUGCUAACAUACAAUCGAAGUCUUCAGUAGCUGAUGAAGGAACUAAUUUGCUUUCAGAUUCAUCUAAUAGGACUCGCCGGAUGCAAGUGUCUCCCCCACUUGUCGACAGAUACCCUUUUAAGCAGCCCCGGCAGGCCUCACGGCAACCGACACAAAACCAGGCUGCAUCUGCGUUUAGAGGAAAUCCAAGAGGCGUCAUCAGCGGCCAAUACGCGGAAUCAUUAGGUCACUUUAUGGCGACUCAUGAUGACGAUGAUCCAUUGAUAUUCACAAUGAACGAUAUGGAGCAUAAUUGAAUUGAGUGUUCUAACUCUGUACCCGUCAGCAUACCCUCUUUAGCG